AUGGCCUGGGGCUGGGAACAAUCCGAUGAAGCUCACCGUGAGGUGUACGGCGAGCGGAGGCACGAGAGCCACUUCAGCCACGAACUGAUCGCCGGUGCCGCUUCCUUCGCCGGCAUGAAGGCCUGGGAGGACCACCAGCGCAGGGAGGGAAAGCCCGUCAAGCACGCCUUUGCCAAGGAGGCCAUCGCUGGCCUUGUCGGUGCUGAGGUGGACAAGCUCGCCGAGAGCAAGGGUAUGGACGAGUUUGACCGUCUCCGCGCUCACGAGCACGCCAAGAAGAAUGCCUACCAGAUGUACGACGAGCACUACACCCAGAGCUACGGCGGUGACGAAUGGCAUCCCGAGCGCCACCCCCGUCCCGAGCGCUUCGACCGCCCCGGCCGAUGGUAG
Molecule: messenger RNA, 390 nt
Organism: Penicillium canariense
Lineage: Eukaryota; Fungi; Ascomycota; Eurotiomycetes; Eurotiales; Aspergillaceae
Product: DUF3759 domain-containing protein
Exons: 3
Coding region: 1-390 (129 amino acids)
Source: RefSeq, a predicted model, not a curated record